This is a messenger RNA of Cylicocyclus nassatus, 882 nucleotides long. NCBI's taxonomy places the organism in Eukaryota, Metazoa, Nematoda, Chromadorea, Rhabditida, Strongylidae. The record is from the annotation of a GenBank genome assembly.
AUGGUCAACCAAGGUCACAUCACAAGUGUUUCUGUUGUUUUCCUUCCAAAUAGCGAGAUGUCCACUUUAUUUGUAGGUUGGGAUGGGCGUGCAAGUAUACGACCAAAGCGACAAAGCCUACUCGGCGGACUCAUCCAGACACUCACCAACCCUCUCGGUGUAGGAUACAAUCAGGGUUACGGAUAUGGAUACGGUCAGCAAGGUUAUAGUGGUUACGGAGGACAGCCGUAUGGUAACUAUGGCGGUUAUGGAAGCCAAGGAUAUGGAAAUUACGACGGCUUUGCAAGGCAAGGCUAUGGCAGCUAUGGAACGCAAGGAUAUGGUAGCCAGGGUUAUGGUAACCAAGGCUAUGGUCAGCAAGCUUAUGGCCGACAAGCUUACGGUCAGCAAUAUGGUAAUUAUGGCGGGCAAGGAUAUAGUAAUUACGGAGGACAAGUUUAUGGACGUCAAGGCUAUGGCAACUAUGGAGGAUACAAUCAGCAAGGAUACGGUCAGCAGGGAUACGGUAACUAUGGCGGACAAGCUUAUGGACGUCAAGCCUACGGAAACUACGGAGGACAGGGUUACGGACAGCAAGGUUACGGUAAUUACGGCGUUCAAGCUUACGGACGUCAAGGCUAUGGCAAUUAUGGAGGACAAAGAUAUGGUCAGCAGAGCUACUAUGGCCGUCAAGCUUAUGGACAACAGUACGGUAACUAUGGUGGACAAGCUUAUGGCAGACAAGGAUACGGUUAUGGAAUGCAAGCCUAUGGACGACAAGGAUAUUAUGGUGGACAGGCUUACGGACCACAAAGUUACGGAAACUACAUGGGUCAGGCUUAUGGACGACAAGGAUACGGUGGCCAGGUGUACGGUAGACAGGCGUACUAUUAUGGAAAAUAG